Molecule: messenger RNA, 750 nt
Organism: Gloeophyllum trabeum ATCC 11539
Lineage: Eukaryota; Fungi; Basidiomycota; Agaricomycetes; Gloeophyllales; Gloeophyllaceae
Exons: 2
Coding region: 1-750 (249 amino acids)
Source: RefSeq, a predicted model, not a curated record
AUGCGUUUCUCGGUCGUGCUCGUCGCAUCACUGGCGCUGGUCGUCGUCUCUGCUUGUGAGCAGACCUGCAUGGACGGCGUAACGCAUGCUUGGCUCAGCAACUACACGACCCCGGUGACGGAUGUCUUGACGGCUGUGGCAAACCAGAUUAGCGCGAACAUUCUACGGCCGGAGAGCCGACCAAGCGAACCGCUAGCCCUCUUACAGCCCAUUAUCAACGCGUACGACGACCAGAGCUUCUCGGCGCUCGAGACCGCGAUCUUUCCCAGUUUCUUUCAUGGAAAGUGCCAGCAAGAUGGUGUUGACCCUCCUGGCUGCCCGAAUCCUGAUUGCCCUGUUGUCUGUGGAACUCCUGGCUCUCUGGUUCAUUUCUACGGGAAGCUGCGUUACAUAGCAUACAACCAGACGAGACAUAUGCUUGAAAAUCUGUCUAAGCCCGGGUCCACGACGUACAAACAAGUCGAAAAGAUGGUUCUACAACAUGCCUCCAAGAGCCGACGUGUCCCUGGCUCGGCCCAACGCUAUAUGCGCCGAGAUAUCCUGUCGACCUUCGAUACAUCAAGUGUUGGAGAGCUCACCUCCUUGACCACGAGGUCUACGGAUGCUGAAACCACUCUCAAGUCUAUCAUGUCACAAGUCGGGUCCAUGCUGGAGAAGGCCUGUGGCGGUUCUGGCGACGGAAACUCCAAUGGCUUACCGGACUGCAGCUGGGAAGGGGAAAUGAAGGCGUUCAUUCUGUCGUAUCCUUGA